AUGUCUUACAUCCAGAGAACCACACCAGAUGCUGUCGCCACAGUGCUAUGCUGUAACUGUGGUGUGCCCAUGGACGGAUCCCUGGGCUUGGUUAUGUGUUACGAUUGUAUUAAGCUUAAUGUGGAUAUCACUGAAGGUAUACCAAGAGAGGCAAACGUCAGUUUCUGUCGUAACUGUGAGCGCUUCUUGCAACCACCUACUCAGUGGGUUCGUGCCGAGUUGGAAUCCAGAGAGUUAUUGGCCAUCUGUUUAAGGAGAUUGAAAGGUUUGUCGAAAGUCAGAUUGGUGGAUGCCUCUUUCAUUUGGACGGAACCGCACUCCAGAAGAAUUAGAGUGAAGUUGACCGUUCAAGGUGAAGCAUUGCAAAACACCAUCGUGCAACAAACUUUCGAGGUCGAAUACGUGGUGAUUGCCAUGCAAUGUCCUGACUGUGCCAAGUCCUUCACUACCAACACCUGGCGGGCCAGUGUCCAGAUUAGACAGAAGGUGGCCCACAAGAGAACCUUCUUGUACUUGGAGCAGUUGAUCUUGAAACAUAAUGCUCAUGUGGAUACCAUUUCGAUUCAGGAAUCCAAAGAUGGUUUGGACUUCUUCUACUCACAGAGAAACCACGCCGCAAAAAUGAUGGACUUCUUGUCUGCUGUUGCACCAAUCAAAUCCAAGAGAUCUGAAGAAUUGAUCAGUAUUGAUACGCAAUCUGGAUCUUCUACUUACAAGUUCACUUUCUCCAUCGAGAUUGCCCCAAUCUGUAGAGACGACCUCGUUAUUCUUCCAAAGAAAUUGGCCAACUCAAUGGGAAACAUUUCCCGUUUAGUUGUCUGUACCAAGGUCACCAAUAUGAUCCAGUUAACCGAUCCUAUCACUUUGCAAAGAGCAGACUUGUUAGCCAACCACUUUUGGCGUGCUCCAUUCCCUUCCUUGUUAGAUGUGACGCAGCUCGUGGAGUUUAUCGUCUUGGAUGUUGAGCCCACUGGUGAUGUAAGAGGUAAAUUCGUUUUGGCAGACGUUGAGGUUUGCAGAGCUUGCGACAUGGGAGUCAACGACAAGACCUUCUACGUGCGCUCCCACUUGGGUGCCAUUUUGCACCCUGGUGACUCUGCCAUGGGAUACUAUUUGACCAACACAAACUUCAACUCUGACCUUUGGGAUAGCUUGGAUACCAGCAAUACACCUGAGGUUGUUCUAAUCAAGAAGCACUACACAAGAAAGUCUAAGAAGAGCAGAAACAGAAAGUGGAAGUUGAAGAGAAUGGCUCUCGAACACAAUGAUAUCGUUGCUAAUGAUGACUCCAGACAAGCCAAACAGGAACAAGAGCGUGCUGAGAAGGAUUACGAAUUGUUCUUGCAAGAAUUGGAAGAGGACCAAGAGAUGAGACAGACCAUUAACAUGUAUAAGGCUGGCGAAGAGCCAAUGCCAGAAGCCACUGAGGAAGAUGAGAUGGAAGAUGAGGAAGAUUUGGAGGUUGGUCUCGACGAGUUGUUGGAUGAGAUUGAUGGAAUGACCCUUGACUAA
This is a messenger RNA of Australozyma saopauloensis, 1512 nucleotides long. RefSeq names its product ribosome-binding protein (gene NMD3). The record is from RefSeq and is a predicted model, not a curated record. Lineage: Eukaryota; Fungi; Ascomycota; Pichiomycetes; Serinales; Metschnikowiaceae. The transcript has a single exon. Gene Ontology annotation, biological process: ribosomal large subunit export from nucleus. The coding region runs from base 1 to 1512 and encodes 503 amino acids. Gene Ontology annotation, cellular component: cytoplasm; nucleus. Gene Ontology annotation, molecular function: ribosomal large subunit binding.